AUGCUAAACGCCAUUCCUGAUCCUAACCAAAAAUGGCAACUUAAAUCCACUUCAAAACGUCCCUUAUUUGAGCCAGAAAAAUUUGGCGGAAAACCAAAAGAAGAUAUUCACGACUUUCUAAAUUCUUAUGAUAAGGCCGCUAGAGUUAAUAAUUGGACUGAAACUGAAAAAGUUGAUCUUUUAGAAAACUAUCUGACUGGAACUGCUCAAAAAUAUAUUAAAGCCCUGGAUGAAUCUAUAGGAGCAGCUUUAACCUUUGAGACCGCUAAAGAGGAACUUUUACGUGUUUUUGCACCUGUACAGCGUGCCACCAAACUUGAAAUUGAAUUGACUAACAUGAAACAAGGUAUCAAUCAAACUGUUGAAGAUUACCUAAUUUCAGUAGAACGAUUAGCCAAAAAGUGUGACCCAAAGAUGCCAGAAGAAAAAAUAGUUACCCACUCUCUUAAAGGCUUACGGAGAGACAUAGCUAAAGACUUACUCCUCAAAGAAAUCAAAACUCUUGCACAAUUACGUGAAGGUGUAAAAGUAUUAGAAGUCAGAGAUUACUUAUUAAAUCAAAGCUUAACUGACCAAACCAUACCAAAUACAGACAACUCACAAAUUGACAAAGACAAUAAACCUACCGAAAAAUCAGAAACAUUAGUAAACAUGCUAAAAACCCUACAAACAGACAUCAAAGAAUUAUGCCACUCAGUAAUUCAAACUAAAGAUUCAGUAAACUACGUAUCACACCACCCUAACCGGCAACAAGGCUUCGUUGACAGAGACCAGAAUAAUCAAUACAGACGCACCCAUUCGCCCUCCCCAAAUCCUGACUAUUACAGGAAUGACCACAAUUAUACUAACCGGCAACGCUCACCAUCGCCUUACAGAAAUGACCCAUAUCCCUCCCACAGACCUAGAUCUAGAGACCGUGUCGAUAGGAACAACAAUCGAAAUUCCUCCAAUCAGUACUACAUUGACAACUCACAAGCCCAAGACAGAUAUAAUAAUAAUUAUAACAGAAAUGAUAAUUAUUAUAAUAGGUCUAGCAGAUCCCGAGAAAGAGACCAAAACCACAAUUAUUCUUAUAAUAAUAAUAGAACCAAUUUCAUUUCGCCUAACCGACAACAAAGGUACCACCCACAAAACUAUUCUAACAAUAAUUAUAGUAAUCUUUACAACAACAGACCUUCUUCCCCUUAUAAUUCUGAUUAUCAAAAUCAAUCCUCCCGCAAUUACGACAUUAAUAGAAAUGCUCAACAACCAUUUCCCAACCGAUCACCUUCAAGAAACCCAAAUUUUAAAAAUACCUCUAGAGAUAGAACUCCCCCUCAACCCAACAGGUCAAACACCUACAAUAAUACUUCAAAUAGACCUAACUCUCGUUCCCAAUCACCUAUUCAAUGUAAUCAAGCUAAUUUUUUCCCUAAUCACUCCCCAAACUAG
Molecule: messenger RNA, 1431 nt
Organism: Bemisia tabaci
Lineage: Eukaryota; Metazoa; Arthropoda; Insecta; Hemiptera; Aleyrodidae
Source: RefSeq, a predicted model, not a curated record